UACAAACACACACUCUCCUCCCAAAUGCUCUGUUUCAAAUGAAAGACCACUCUCAGCCAAACCACAACUGUCAAACCACAGCCGUCUCCUCCUCUCCUUCCACCCCACCGGAUAUGGAUGCCGGAAUAUGGAGCAAGCUGCCGGAGGAGCUCCUCGAGCUCGUCCUCUCUUUCCUCCCUCUCAAAAACUUACUGAAUCUUCGAUCGACUUGCAAGCGCUUCAAGUCUCUGUUAUUCUCUCCCUCCUUCGUCUUCAAGCACUCCUCCUCCCCCUUCCCCUCCUUCCUCCUCCUCUCCCACCCUCAGUGCUUCCACCACUUCCCUCUCUACGACACCACCGCCGCCACCUGGCGCAAGUUACCUUUGUCUCUCUCUCCUCUGCUACCCUGUGCAACAGGCGCAGCACAAGCCUCCCUCCUCACUUCGUCCAAUGGGUUGCUCUGUUUCCUUCUUCCCAAUUCGUUUCUCGUCUUGAACCUUAUGACCAAGUCCUCCAGAGUGAUCGAAUUCCCAUAUUACCCUUUCGGAUUCGAGAUUUUCUCUUUGAUUGCCACCCCUGCUGGGUACAAUAUGUUCAUGAUCUCUUCCGGGUCAUCGUCCAAAAGCACUUUGCUCUACGAUUCGAAGGCCCAAUCUUGGCAAAAAUUCAACUUUUCAGAGACGGUUUUAAGCAACAAUUGUCAGGAGACGGGAGUUUACUUCAAAGGGUGUUUGUAUUUCGUGACGCCGGAGCCUUUUUCGAUUGUCUGCUUCGAAUUGGAGAGCUGGAAGUGGGGAAGACCGAUUCCGGAGCUGCCGGCAGAGCUCAUGUUUGCUCGGCUGGUCAGCAGCGGAGACGGCGGAGGAGGAGAGGGGAAGAAGCUGUGUCUGAUUGGUGGGGUCGGCAGAAAUGGGAUUGCCAGGAGCUUAAAAGUGUGGGAAUGGGAAUGCAGCGGCGGAAUGAAGUGGGUGGAGGUGGAGAGAUUGCCGGAAAGGAUGUGCAAGAAGUUGAUGUCGGUUUGUUUCCACAAUUACGAGCACCUGUACUGCUUUUGGCAUCAGGGUUUGAUCUGCGUCUGCUGCUACAAUUGGCCGGAGGUUUUGUACUUCAAGGUUUCGAGGAGGACGUGGCAUUGGGUCCCCAAAUGCCCUUCUCUGCCGGAUAAAUCCAACUGCGGGUUCCGGUGGUUUUCCUUUAUGCCGAACUUGUUUGCAUCGGCUUGAGGAGAAAGAAUUGCAUGAAACGAUAAGCAUCGAUGGCGUUGUGUUAUUAACUUGUUAGUCCGAGAGGUGACGGUGGUAGUAUCUAAGGGGUGCAAGUCUUUUCUCAAUUUCUGCUUCUGCUUCUGAUAUGUACUUAUUUGUUACCUUGAUCCGAUUCUGCUUGUGUACAUUUUCAUAAAGGGAGAUCUGUUUAGACAUUAGAUUUUUACUUUUUUUAUUUUUGUUUGUCGUGGGAUUUCAGAACAUUGUGUCACGAUAUUUUGUAAUGAUAUACUACCACGUUUUUGUAUCA
Molecule: messenger RNA, 1494 nt
Organism: Malus domestica (apple)
Lineage: Eukaryota; Viridiplantae; Streptophyta; Magnoliopsida; Rosales; Rosaceae
Product: F-box/kelch-repeat protein At5g43190-like
Molecular function (GO): protein binding
Source: RefSeq, a predicted model, not a curated record